This is a messenger RNA of Colletes gigas, 483 nucleotides long. RefSeq lists its product as uncharacterized. The record is from RefSeq and is a predicted model, not a curated record. The transcript is spliced from 4 exons. Bases 1 to 483 code for a protein of 160 amino acids. Lineage: Eukaryota; Metazoa; Arthropoda; Insecta; Hymenoptera; Colletidae.
AUGCGACUGUUGUUCUGGAGCUUGCUAUGUCUCGGCCUCGUUACCGCGGGGAAGCUCGUGACCGCUGCUAGAGCCACCAGAUCGCUGGCGUUCCGAAAAGGCAGCUCCUUUUUCUACAGGGUGAAUUUCAAGAUCACUUUGUUCCCGGAGACGCCGAUCUUCGCCCAGGCUGCGGGUUUCAAGAUGGCGUUCGAGCUGCCGACGGGGGCCGUUCGUACGACCAGGUCCAUCGUGGACGUUCACGAAGCUGCGGAGCUCGUGUACGAAAGCCACGGAUUCGAUGGUAGAUCCUGUUUAAUAAAGAACUUGUGCCAAGCCAUGCAGUACACGAGCCAGAGGGACGGAGUCAUAGCGAAGAUAUUAAGGAUACUCGUCGGAUCGUACGCGAAUAAUAGCAGCACGUCCGAGGACCCGCUGUACUGCGAUGAUCACGCCAAGAAUUGCCCUCUCCAGUUAAUCGGAAUUGAUAGUCUCAUAGACUAG